Messenger RNA from Diospyros lotus (date-plum), 1186 nucleotides. RefSeq lists its product as uncharacterized. The coding region runs from base 233 to 892 and encodes 219 amino acids. The transcript is spliced from 2 exons. NCBI's taxonomy places the organism in Eukaryota, Viridiplantae, Streptophyta, Magnoliopsida, Ericales, Ebenaceae. The record is from RefSeq and is a predicted model, not a curated record.
GCACUCACCUCAAUCCUGUCCAUUUUCCUCCUCGUCUUUCCCAGGAAAAUUGCAACCCAUUUUUCUGUUGCCAUAAGAAUCAGAUCAAACAUUUUUACAUUCUUUUAAAGAGACUACACUUUUUCUGAUUUAGGGUUUCCCUUUGCUUUCCUUCCCAUUUUCUCUCCCAUCAUUAGCAAAGAAAACCCAUUGUUGGCGACAGUGGGUUUUCUCUCCUGCUGUGUGGGUGGUGAUGGAGAAGCUUCACUGUUUCUUUGAGUGGAUUAUUCUCUGCACUUUGCUGCUUGCAGCUUCUGUUUGUUCCAAGUACCAUGCAGGAAACCCUGCGAAUGAUCUAGUUGACAUGAUCAACAAGAACCGUACAGACCAAAAGUUCAAGCAACUGGACAACAGUCCUGGGCUUGGGUGCAUGGCCUUGCAGUAUGCAGAGGAAUGCAAGGGGAACUGCACAAGCAACAACACCAUAAGUUGUGAGCCACCUGAAGAUGACUUCACUGAGGUUUUUGCUCCCAACUGUGGUGUGGAGCUACCCACUUUUGGCACCAUAUCAGGCCACAUUGUGGGGUGCCAACAGAAGUAUCUUGAGCCAUCAGAAGCCUUCUCUCGUGUGCUUUUUCAAGACAAGAAAACUCUCUCCCUUCUAAAAAACAAAACACACACUGAAGUGGGAGUAGGCCUGAUUGGAACCCAUAAAGGGUUCUACUGGUGUGUUCUAUUUAGUAGUAAUCGAGCGAAUUCUUCAUUUGUGCUUGAAGACCUAGGUCAAGGGAUCAAGCAGAAGAAAGGGUGCUUCAGUGGGACUAGUACCCCUUGCAGCUGGGGACAUAGAAUAACCAGCACUCUUUUCACCAAUAUCUUGACAACAUGGUUUUCAUACAACUUAUUGAGAUAACAUGAAUAUUGUCAAUCACAUAUUCUAUGAGAUUUUGCUUCUUUUCAGCUGAAGGGGGGAACUGGAAAGAAACUCCAAGAUGCAGAUUUGGAGUCAGCAUUCUGAAUCUAUUAAAGGUUUGUGAGUUUGGAGGGCAAAAUCUUGAUAUCAGCGUGGUGCUGUUUCCAGGGGAUGCAACUGUCAAACUGACUGUUGUUUUGCUUAUAUUGAAGGUCGGAGUGUUGUUUAGUGCCAUAUUUAUAUGUUUGUAACUUGACUUUUCCUUUUCAGUUUCCUUGUUUUCCUUGUUUAUAU